AUGGGCUCGACCCGGUCAGUUGAUACCUUUACAAAUUUCCCAUCUUCAAUACCCAUCCCCAAUUCUACGACUUGGGUGGACAAGAUGGGUUCGAACGCCAUAGCUGGACCCAGCUCAGAAGGAGCUCUACCUCGUAAGACAUCUCGGGGAUCAACUCCAUCUCCUCCAAAAUCACCUUCAUCCGCACCACCUACACCAUCAGUCAUCGCUGUGACGCAUCCCUCACAGUUCAUACAUACUCAUCAUCCUCGACGCGGUUCUUUAACACCAUUAGGCUUAAACCUUAUAUCACCCGUCCCACCACAUGUCAAUCGCGAUCGUAGCGGAAGUGGUAGUGGUAGUCAACCAACGACCUCGCGUAGUGUAGGAUUUCAGCAGUCUUGGCCCAGCGCUGAAUUCGGGCCAAAUAUCGCGGGAGGGGGAUCGUUACUAGGUCAACGACGCGGUUCUGCGGCGAGUACAACAUCCACCCUAACCCAAUCUAGACCGCCUCAACAACCCGCUCAUUCCUUCUACCCUCCCGAUUGGAACCCCGGACGUCGACGUUCAUCCCUUACUCCCUCCGGUCCGACACUUGCUGCUCCGUCGCCUACUCGAACGCACAUCAGUGGGAAAACCUCCAGACCCGUGAGCAGCGAUGGAAGUAACGGGAGCAACGGUACGCCCUCUUUACGUUCCAGACACAAAGCUCUUGGUACAGAGUCCGUUGCACCUGACUCGACAUCGCCGUCAUCUUUCGCCGCCUCUACGCCAGAGGGAUAUGCGAGAAGAGGUAGUCUACCUCACCUGGGGUACGGUGGAUGGGCAGGACCAGGCCACCGGACUUGGAACCCUGUCUUGCCCCCUCCAAGGGGGAGUGUAGGUGAGAAUCCGGCUGAGGAAAUUCAAUUACCCGAUGAAGGGUUCAAGUUUGGUUCAGUCAGCGGUCAUGCGAGUGGAAGUGGAAGCGGCACGUCACCUGCGACAGCUGCACUUCGCGCGGUCGACCUUUCGCCGAAUAGCGGUAGAAGAGCUUCGAUCAGGAAGAGAGACGAGAUGGACGUGUUCGAGCAAGCAGAAGAAGCUGAAGCGGAAAGGCAAAGAAGAGCGUUCCUAGCUGCCACGUAUGGUGAAGAUGGAAAGAGAGCCAGAGAGAGGUUGAGUAUAGGAGCUCAAGGCGGUCAGGGUCCACCCGGUCCGCCUGCUGGUGGAUUACGACGACAGAGUCUGCUAUUAUGGGAACGAAUGGGUAUGGCGAAACAAUCAAGUGAUAGUGAGAUAGGACCCAGUUCAGCCCCUCCUGUGCCCUCGCACUUGUUUCCUGCCAAUGGGUUGUUGGCGGAAGGUGAUCUCGCACAGCGUCGUGGGAGUUUACCAAUUGCUAUACCUGGUGGAGGACUCGGUCGAAGUGCGUCGAGACGCUCUGCUAGGGAACCCAAAAAGGACUCGCCUUCGAUUGUCGUCAAGCAGGAUCCAGAAGGAACAGCUGAAGAGGAGGAGAAUGAGGAUGAGGAUGAACUGAUGGACGAAGAUGAUGAUGAAUUGCAAGAAAUGGGUGAAGAUGGACAGGACCUUGCCGCACCCCUUCGACCUCUACCACCAUUAUUACCGCUAUCAGAUCCUGGACCUCGCCUCCUACCUUCCACCUUGGCGUUGCACCGAGCGAAUCAUCUACUUCAAUCGCGCAAUCUACAGUCCGAUCCCUUACCUCACCCGCUUCCUCCAUCUUUACACCCUCCUGCGCCAGUUGACGUAUCAGAGUUCGACAUUGAUUUCAUCCUUGCCGGGUCACAAGCUCAACUAGGUGGUCAAGUGAAGAAAAAGAAUACCCCAGUCGAUAUACUACGCACAGCCAGUUCACCCAAUUUCCCACUUACUCCCGUGCUGAAACUGGGCGGUGACGACGAAGAUACAUUUGCCAAAUUUGUGGGAGAAUUCGAUGACGAGUAUGGAGGAAGAAGAGGAGAAUGGACCUUCAGAGCUUGUGCAGCUCAUCAUCCUGGUUCUCUAUCUCCGCGUGACCCACUGGAUAUCUCUACUGGACCUGGUCCCAAAGCCGAAUGGGAAUCGAGUGGUGCAGGUAAAUACGAAUUAUUCCCCAAUGGCGAGGUAAGAUCGACAGUCACUGGACGUUCUUGGCGGGUCUAUCGAUUAGGUAAUAGGGAGUAUGAACUCGAGGAAGUCAAAGCAACUCCGGAUCCGCACUCCAAUCACAGUACUGCCUUAUCACCUUCUGGCGCCCGCCUCGGUGGUGAACGGUAUACACUAGCUGGCAAAAAUGUUCAUCGCGAUCAAGGUGGUGUCAAAUUGCCUCAUUUCAACACCAGUAAUCUGAUGCAACCUCAGUAUUCACAACCGUUUGCCACAGGUCGAUCAAAUUCCACUCUCCACUCUUCCAACUCGUACUCGGCUUCGCCUGCUACCGAACGAAAGGAUCGGAUGGACAGUGAAGCUUCUACUCUAACAAUGACUCCCACUCUAUCACAAACUACGCCUCUGAGCACGAUGGCUGCCCUGGUGACCAAGAAGAAGAAACAUACCACCGAGGAUGACCCGAAUCAGCAGCAAAGAGGAUCAGUAUCCAGCAAAGAGGAUAAAACCAAAAGUAAAGGCUUGAACAGAGUGCGAAGUAAGGAAGCCGACCCCGACGGUAAAAAAGAUAAAUCCAUUGGAGGAGUAUUCAAGCGAGCUCUGAAGAGUUCUGGUUUGGGUGGUGGAUCAUCCACUUCGGACGAGAAGAAGGCCCAGCGCGAAGAAAGGGAGAGAGAAAGGGUUCAAGCCCACUCUUGGUCCGGUCAGUCGAAUGUCACCCAUCACAAUACCUGGUUCAGCGGGAGUUCGAGAGGGCCUGACGGUUUACCUUAUAAAGGCCAACUUCAAGUACAUUCUCACCUUCAACACCAAGUUCCAUCGAAUGAAAAUCGAUCACGAAUGACUUCGACUUCUACUCAGACGGCUUCAAGUAACAGCGCGACCAGUUCGAGCGAUGGUGUACCUUGGUCAUCUGGUGAACAACCUCGUAAAGCGGCUUCGUCAACGACCAGCGGAGAAGAUGUACCUAUGGCUUCAUCUGAAGCUGCUAAUGUGCCCAAAUUUAGAGAAGGAAAAGCUUGGAAUGGCGUACCGGAUGAAGCUGUAGCUAUGAUCAUACCAUUGGAAGAGAUGUCUUCUACUCGACCACCAUUGAGCAACACCCAUCAACCUACUUUGCACCCUUUCUUCCUGGAAGGGUCGAAACAGGCUUUAUUGGUAUGGUAUAUGCCUUUCAAUGCGGAACAUGACGAUUACGAUCAACAGAGACCCUCGACAGCAUCUUCCAAAGCUUCAGUAUCAGUAUCGGACCAACCUUCCCAAUCGUCACAAUCACAAUCAUCCACUUUCACCCCAGGUACCACCCCAGGAUCGUCAGCUCCAGUAGGAUCAUUACCGAAAUUCCAAAAAUUACUCAGGAGAAGAGCGAGUAAAGAGAAUAAUAUGGUUAAAAAGGAAUCCAACGCUUCGACCCUCCCUCACUCUCAUGUCACCACACCUCAAUUCGUAUCAUCACCCACAACUGCUAAACAGGCUGGGUCCUACACGAAUAACACGUCGAGAUUAAAUGGCGAAUUGUCGUUACCACCUUUACCGUUUAGGUCUUUCAGAGUGGUCGCUAAAGUCGUAGACGUUCAAGAUCUGAAAUCAGCUCCUGAAAAUACUAAUGCUAGUGGUAGCGGUCCCGGUCAGCCAGAAUCAUCGGCAAAUAAUAAUUCGUCACCUUUUGAACAAGAUAAAAACGUCUUCCUAAACCCGAACACCAAUAACGAUGGUCAAGGGAAGAAUAACCUCAAUGAGAUAUCACCAUUUUCAGAUGACGCCAAGACAGUUCAAGUUUCCCGAACGGGCAGAUCAAUGCCUACCGUUAUAGCAGUCUGUCACUCUCGAUCGCAAGGUGUUGAAUUCGUAUUGGAAGGUCUGGAUAGAUUGGGUUUAUGUAUAGGUGAAUCUGCUUGGGGUCCAACUGGAUAUGAAGAAUGGAGAGGAACGGGUUUGAGUGAGAAGGGAAGAGAAUUGUUGGAUAUCCUCUGGGCGGGAUGUACGGGCGUAAUGGGUUUGUCUGCUUCAUAA
Molecule: messenger RNA, 4083 nt
Organism: Kwoniella botswanensis
Lineage: Eukaryota; Fungi; Basidiomycota; Tremellomycetes; Tremellales; Cryptococcaceae
Exons: 3
Coding region: 1-4083 (1360 amino acids)
Source: RefSeq, a predicted model, not a curated record